Messenger RNA from Corythoichthys intestinalis (scribbled pipefish), 2195 nucleotides. It is a transcript of the gene pmp22b, whose product is annotated as peripheral myelin protein 22b. Bases 181 to 654 code for a protein of 157 amino acids. NCBI's taxonomy places the organism in Eukaryota, Metazoa, Chordata, Actinopteri, Syngnathiformes, Syngnathidae. Gene Ontology annotation, cellular component: plasma membrane. The transcript has 5 exons. The record is from RefSeq and is a predicted model, not a curated record.
UUCCAUAAUGAGAGACUUUAUAAGAGGCAACCGGCUGUCAGCGCGCCGUCACACAGCCGCUUGAGGACAACACUCCUUCAUUCUACUCAGGCUCCUUGUUUGGACAAAAACUUAUUAGCGCUUUUUUUUUUCUUCCAACGGGAAUACACGCUCACCACUCCAAACUCCUCUUUUGCCAAGAUGCUGCUGCUUCUCCUAGGCAUCGUCCUCCUGCACGUCGCCGCUCUGGUGCUCCUCCUCGUCUCCACCAUAGUCAGCGUGUGGACCUCCAAUGAAAUCGGCACCUCGGACCUGUGGACCAACUGCUCCAUCAUCAAUGGAAUUCAGCGCUGCGACGGCGCCUCCACUGGAGAGUGGAUCCAGGCGGUCCAGGCCCUCAUGAUCCUGUCCAUCAUCUUCAGCUGCUUGGCACUCUUCCUCUUCUUCUGCCAGCUCUUUACUCUGCAGAAGGGUGGACGCUUCUUCAUCACUGGAACCUUCCAGAUUCUUGCCAGUUUGUUCGUGAUGAGCGGUGCCAUCAUCUACACAGUGAUGAGUCCGGAGUGGGUGCCCGAGACGGACACCUUCGGCUAUUCCUACAUCUUGGCGUGGGUGGCCUUCCCAUUGGCGCUGAUCAGCGGCCUCAUCUAUGUCAUCUUGAGGAAGCGAGAAUGAGCACUAUCGUUACCAACGCGCUGACAUCAUCUCCCCCAGCUACACCACCACUCGCCGACGCCUCCAAGCAAACCGACCGCGUCUCCGUUUCAAGAUGUAUAUAGUAUCUAUGGUUUAAAACCUAUUUAUAAUGUAACACUUUUACAUAUGUGUACAUAGUUUUUGUUUUGCUCUGUCACGUGAGCUUGGUUAGCUUAAGUGCCUCCACGUUUGUUUGUAUUUGCCUGUUUGUUUGUUUGUUUGUUUUUUUGCCAAAGGAUUAACAGAUGAGUACAUUAACCAAAGUGCAUGUUUAAAAUAACUAGACAGAUUAGCAAAUUGUUUAAUGUGUGUGUGUGUUUAGUUAGAAAAUAAGAGUGGUAAGCUAUCCAGGAUGCAACAACCAUAAGUGAUCGAUCUGGUCCUUUUUUCUACGUUUAAGCUUUUUAUAUUUCUUUUCGACAAAAACAAAAGAUGGUGCUAUUGUUCUACUAUAAAUAUUUAUCAUUCCUCUCCCAUCACGCCACUCGUGGGUCGGUCGGUGGACAUCGGAUUUCAAUCCAUUCAGUCAUUUGGACUAUCAGUAUUAACUAGAAUAGUACAAUAACACGAUGAUAUACUCUGCGGCUUGUGCUUCGCAGCUUUGGUCUGUUUUGCUUUGUUUUUAUUUUCUUCUUUUUCCAUAGCGGCUAUACCACUUUGUAUUUAUGACUGUUAACCAUAUAUGCAAAGUAGAUGCAAAUGAGGCCAAGUCGACAAAGAGCGAGACACGGCCGCACGCAUACUUGAACUCCACCGCACAACAUCAUUGUGUAGUAAAGUUGUGCGUAACAAAAAAACAAACAAACAUGCACACGCCUUAACUUCAUUGGAAAUGAGAACUCAUGAUUAGCUAGCUAGCGCUGAUGUAUUUUGCUGAGAAAAGGGACUGAAGUCGCACUAAUUACUUGAUGCAUGUGGGAUUAAACAGAUGUCACACACACAAACACACACUACCAGGGCAGCAAACAUGAAAAUAAAAGCUAAUUUUGAACCAAUUAGCAUUGUAGUAAUCUGUGAUCUGCUAAUACACUGUAGCUGCCAGCACUAUCAAACACUAAGCGGCAGCCAUUUUGUAUACAUACAAAUGUAUUGUAUAAAGUCCAGCGUGGGUCCAGUUAGAAGAGACAUCACGCUCUGAUGACGACUGCCCGGCUAUUUUGCCGCGCGUGUUUUGUGUGUGCGUGUAUUGUCUCAUGUUUACACGCGUGUGUAGCGCUCACCGUGUUACCAAAGCUAACUGUGACUUAUAGCGUAACCAAUAAAGAGGACCUCUCUGACCACCAAAAACAUCUGGUUUUCAUGGUUUUAUAACAUUUUGCCAGAUACAAGAUAAUUACGUUUGUAAUGUUACGAUAAAGUAUCGAUGCAUGAGGGCCAAAUAUUGAUAACAUCUGAAUACGCUUGUUUUAAUAAAAUUACAUAUUUGAACAGAUGACAUGACAGCAUCACUAGUUUUUUUAUUCACAAAAUAUCACAAUGUAUUGAUUAUGGUACCCUAUCGGCACAGAACUACUAAAUAA